Lingula anatina is the source of this 2191-nucleotide messenger RNA. RefSeq names its product T-complex protein 1 subunit theta. Gene Ontology annotation, biological process: protein folding. The record is from RefSeq and is a predicted model, not a curated record. NCBI's taxonomy places the organism in Eukaryota, Metazoa, Brachiopoda, Lingulata, Lingulida, Lingulidae. Gene Ontology annotation, molecular function: ATP binding; ATP hydrolysis activity; ATP-dependent protein folding chaperone.
UCCAAGGCAACUGAAAAUGGCGAUGCAUAUCCCUAAACCCCCGGGCUUUGCCCAAAUGCUUAAAGAGGGAGCCAGGCAUUACUCAGGCUUGGAAGAAGCAGUUUACAGAAAUAUAGAAGCUUGUGGAGAGCUAGCAAAGACAACGCGAUCAGCCUAUGGCCCCCAUGGGCAAAACAAAAUGGUCAUCAAUCAUUUAGAAAAAUUAUUUGUAACAAAUGAUGCAGCCACAAUAUUAAGGGAGUUGGAGGUACAACACCCAGCCGCAAAAAUGCUGGUUUUAGCCUCUCAGCAGCAGGAACAAGAAUGUGGAGAUGGAACCAACUUUGUCUUAGUGUUCGCAGGGGCCUUACUAGAAAGUGCAGAGGAGUUGCUGAAAUUGGGACUUUCUGUAACAGAGGUAGUUGAAGGUUAUGAGCUUGCUUGCCAGAAAGCUUUAGAAAUAAUUCCUGAUUUAGUUGUUGGCAGUGUAAAGGACAUGAAGAACAAGUCUGAAGUGAUAAAGGCAAUACGCACCUCUGUGAUGAGUAAACAGUAUGGCAACGAAGACUUUUUGGCUGAUUUAAUAGCAGAUGCAUGUAUAUCAGUAAUGAAGAACAAAUUGAGCUUCAGCGUUGAUAAUAUUAGAGUAUGUAAAAUAUUGGGGUCUGGCAUACACAGUUCCAGUGUUGUCAGCGGUAUGGUGUUCAAGCGUGAGGCUGAGGGAGAGGUCACCAAGGCAUCAGAUGCUAAAGUCGCCGUCUUCUCCUGCCCAUUAGAUAUCAUUCAAACAGAGACCAAGGGAACUGUGUUGAUUAAGACUGCUAAAGAAUUGAUGGAUUUCAAUAAAGGAGAGGAAAACCAGAUUGAAGAGCAAAUUAAAGCCAUUGCAGAGACUGGCUGCAAAGUGAUAGUGUCUGGAGGUAAAGUUGGCGAAUUGGCUCUCCACUAUGCCAACAAGUACAAAAUGAUGGUAGUAAGAUUGUUAUCCAAAUGGGACUUACGGAGGUUAUGCAGAGCAAUUGGGGCCACUCCUCUACCUCGCUUGACUGCCCCUACGGCAGAAGAAGCUGGACACUGUGACCAUGUCUACAUAGAUGAGAUAGGCGAAACUCCAGUGGUCAUCUUCAAACAAGAUACUGCUGAGAGCACUGUGUCCACCAUUGUGAUAAGAGGCUCCACUGAUAACAUCAUGGACGACAUUGAGAGAGCCAUAGAUGAUGGGGUCAAUACAUACAAAGCACUCACCAAGGAUGACCGUUUGCUACCUGGAGCAGGUGCCACAGAGAUUGAGCUGGCCAAACAGCUCACUUCGUAUGGAGAGACCUGUCCUGGUCUAGAGCAGUAUGCUAUCAAGAAGUUUGCUGAGGCGCUUGAGGUGGUCCCCAAGGCAUUGUCUGAGAACACUGGCGUCAAGGGGACAGAGGUCAUCUCCAAGCUGUAUGCAGCCCACCAAGAGGGAGGCAAAAAUAUGGGAUUUGAUAUUGGGGGCGAGGGAGCAGCUAUCAGAGAUGCUUUAGAAGCCAACAUUCUUGAUCUCUACACCACCAAGUACUGGGGCUUGAAGUUUGCCACCAAUGCUGCCAAUACUGUGCUCAAAGUUGACCAGAUUAUUAUGGCCAAAGCAGCUGGAGGACCCAAAGCAAAAAAGAACCAAGAUUGGGAUGAAGAUUAAAUUGGUCCAAACGAAUCUUCCUUUAAAAAAGGGUGUAAGAAACUGUGAAAGUGUCCAAGGCUUGAAUACAGUAUGUAAGAAUAUAUUGGAUUACACCUGGAUGGAAAUUUGUUCUAUGCGUAAACUGGCAAUUGGUUCAGGACAUGCCUUCUAGGAUUCUAGUUCACUAGAACAGACUUAGGAAUGAUGAAGGAGAGCUUGGGAGUUCCUAAUGUUGUAGGAAGGAGAGUGAUAAAUGUAUAUUCAUGCAUUCCUUUGGGGCAUCAGAUCACUUAACUCUCUGGAUGAGAGAAAACAUUAGUCAACAACUUUCACUUCAAAAAGUCAAUAGGAACAAAUUUGGCCAAUUUUAAAUAUGUGUUGAAUGGGUGUUGUUUUCUCACACUCGCACAAUUUUCUUUUAUUAGAUAGAGAAUGGAAAUGGUUUUGAUUAAAGUCAGUGGCUGAGAUUAUGACAAUUAUUUAUAGACUGAAAUAGGAUUGUGCCUGCUGUGUUUUGUAAUCGUGCUUUCCCAAUAAAAAUGUACCUACUUCUUAAAA